Messenger RNA from Caenorhabditis briggsae, 1527 nucleotides. RefSeq names its product Protein CBR-PSSY-2 (gene Cbr-pssy-2). Gene Ontology annotation, molecular function: L-serine-phosphatidylethanolamine phosphatidyltransferase activity. The record is from RefSeq and is a predicted model, not a curated record. Gene Ontology annotation, biological process: phosphatidylserine biosynthetic process. The coding region runs from base 1 to 1527 and encodes 508 amino acids. Lineage: Eukaryota; Metazoa; Nematoda; Chromadorea; Rhabditida; Rhabditidae. The transcript has 10 exons.
AUGUCAGAUUCUGAUGACAGCGACGAUUCAAUCCUCGAACUGCCUCGCAUGCACUCUGGACAGCGAUCAACGUCGAUGAGCGGUGAAGAUCAAACGAAGGAUAUUCUGUAUUACGAUGAAACGCUGGGAUUUACGACGGAUGGCGAAAACAAUCGACAUACGCCCGAACGGAAAAUUUCGACAUGUCUGGAUCGUGUGGAACUGGAAAAGAAGCAUUUCGAUAUGAUCAACGAACGAAUUGUCGAUGACGUCACGAUGGAUCAAUUCUAUAAACCGCAUAGUAUCACUGUUCUUGUCCUAGUCAUCGCCUGUCUCAUUUAUAAAGCCGCGGCUGGAAAAACCGACAACUCCACCGAAACGAACUACUACGAGGGAUUCUUGGGAGCCGGGGCUCUUUUCCUUCUGAUAAGUGCUCUCACAUUCCCAAACGGACCGUUCAUCCGUCCGCAUCCAAUUCUUUGGCGUGUUAUUUUUGGAUUAUCUGUCAUUUAUGUCAUUGUACUGCAAUUCGCACUAUUUCAGAACUAUGAGGACUUGAAGAAGAUUCUAACUUGGCUGGAUCCAGAAGGACUCGGUCAGAAAUCUCUUGAAGAGAAGGAGUACGCAUCGGAUUGUUGGGAUUUGUCGUUCGAUAAAAUCUGGAGCCACGUGGAUUUCUUCGCAUUCUCCCAUUUUACGGGAUGGAUUAUGAAGACGUUGUUGUUGAGACACUGGGUCCUGUGCUGGUUUAUUUCGAUUAUAUGGGAAUUUACAGAGUUAAUGUUCAUCGAUGUUCUACCGAACUUCGCCGAAUGCUGGUGGGAUUCGCUGAUACUCGACGUCCUUCUGUGCAAUGGAAUUGGAAUUUACGUCGGAAUGAAGCUGUGUGAAUUCCUUCAAAUGCGACAGUUUCACUGGGAAAGUAUCAGAAACAUCAAAACGCGCCGUGGAAAAAUGAAGCGAUUCGCUCUUCAAUUCACACCGGCCAGCUGGAGUGGAUACGAUUGGUUCUACAGUCGAUCGUUCUCAAAAGCGAUCCGUCGAACGUUUCUUCUCACGUUUCUGGUGUCGUUUUGGCUGCUCGCCGAACUGAACACGUUCUUCAUCAAGCACAUUUUUGCAAUCGACACGAAGCAUCCGGUGGUUUUUUGGAGGAUUAUACUGAUUGCUGUCAUCGCCGCACCCACUAUUAGACAAUUCUACGUGUUCUCAACGGAUCCUCUGACUCGUCGUGUCGGAAUGCAAUCCUGGGUGUUCGUUGUGAUUUGUGUCCUCGAAUUGGCGAUUUGUGUCAAAUGUGGUGGCGAUGUGUUCGCGAAAACCAACGUCUGGAAUUUGGCACUCUGGAUUGCUGCUAUUAUAAUCGGCACAAUCUUCUGCAUCCUCGCCUCCACAUGGUACGCCGAAAACUUCGGCCCGACCGCCCGUGUUCUCGUCAAAGGACGACGUCGCCUGUGCUAUUUGGAGUCGUCACACGAGAAUUUGGGAAUUCUGAAGGACGAUGUCAUCAAGAAGCGCGAAGAGUAUCUGACACCGAAACGACACUGA